Molecule: messenger RNA, 213 nt
Organism: Blepharisma stoltei
Lineage: Eukaryota; Ciliophora; Heterotrichea; Heterotrichida; Blepharismidae
Source: the annotation of a GenBank genome assembly
AUGUGCCAGGCUAGAAGAAAUUAUCCAGUUGGUGUUUUUUCCAAGAAUACCAACUGUGCUGUGUGAGUGUGUGCGGCUUAUUGCAGCAAUUGCUAUUUGUUUCCUGUUGUAGAUGAAGCUGGAGGUGAAAGACAUGAAGAAGUUGUUGGAGAUGCAAGAAGCUCGUGUCAGAAUUUUUUCUAUUCAGAUCAGAAUUGAUCUAAUUUUAUUUAG